CUCACUUUAGACAUUAGACAAGUCUCUUCUCACGCCUGUGAUGAAUUCCACUGCUCAGGAAACACCUCAGAAACGUUCUCCAGCAUGAAGCAGCUGCUUAAUGAACGGAUCUGCGCGUUAUUCCGCAGUAACUGGCAGCAUACUCUCACAUAUUGGAGUGUGUUCUUUAGUUUUGGACUCUGUGUCGCUUUUCUGGGGCCGACCAUCCUGGACCUGAGAUGUCAGACUCAGUCUACACUGCAGGAGAUCACUCUGGUCUUCUUCUCCCAACAGUUUUUCCUCUUUAUUGGAAGCACCAUUGGAGGAUUCUUCAGUAAAACGCUUGUGAGUUCUUUGUCAGCGUUGGCUGUGUCCAGCCUCACCAUCUCUGUGGUUUUUGCCGUCAUCCCACUAUGCCAUAAGCUGCUCUUGUUGGCCUUUGCCUUGGCGGUAUCUGGUCUUGCCAUGGGCAUCAUUGACACCAUCUCUAACCUACAACUGGUCAAGAUCUACCAGAAAGACUCCACAGUUUUCCUGCAGGCCCUUCACUUCUUUGUGGGUCUCGGGGCAUUAGUGAGUCCCCUCAUCGCUGACCCCUUCCUGUCUGAGACCAGCUGUGUGAUUGGGAACAGCAGCACCAAUGCUACAUCAUUAAGGCAUCUGAGGAACAAGCUCGCAGGCAGACAUCUGCAUAACGUGUCCAGUGUCCACCUCCACACUGACGGAGAGGUGGUGACCAACGUUUCCUAUGCAUUCUGGAUCAUGGCUGUCAUCAAUCUUCCUGUACCCAUCGCGAUACUAAUCCUCAUGUAUCGGGAGCGACUGUUCGUGUGCGGCUCAGACCCCGGUCGACGUUUACUAGAUGGAGACGUGCUAGCGAUGAAAACCUGGGGAACCACAGGUCUGACAGAAGACGCUGGACAUCAGAAAGAGACUUCCAGAAGCCAUGUAGGUUUGUUCGGCUGCUGUCUCCUUGGCAACGCGCACAGCUUUCCGCUGUCUUUCUUUGGGAUCCAUAUCCUUGGGGGUCUGGUGCUCUUCUUUUCAGAUGGUAUAGUGGGCUCAUACACAGGCUUUGUGUACACCUACGCAGUGGCGCCCCCUAUGAAUCUACCUCACAAGACCGCCGGAUACUUGACGUGCGUCUUCUGGGCGGCGAUCACUGCAGGCCGACUGUCAGCCAUACCUCUGUCCUACAGAUUUAAACCUGUCCGAUUGCUCAGCGUUAGUCAGGUGGGUGUGAUAGUCACACUACUUCUGCUGCUAAUCUUCUCCAACAGUAGUGUGUUCCUCUUCAUCGGCACCUGCUGUCUCGGCCUAUUUAUAAGCAGUAUCUUCCCCUGCACGCUAGCAUUCACUGAAGACAUCCUGGAGUACAAAGGUUGUGCCACCACAGUCAUGGUGACCAGUGCAGGGAUGGGUGAGAUGGUACUCCAGGUGCUCGUGGGUUUGGUGAUGCACAAUCAAGGUAGCUUCAGUUUCUUGUUGUGUGGAAUGAUCUUCGGCUGCCUGGGAUUCGCCUUCUUCGUUUUGCUGUUCUUCGUCCAGCAGAGUCACAAAAACUUCAUGGAAGCUUUACCUGGUGACUCCCCUGCUGAAAGACUUGAGGAAAACGGGAUUGAGACCUGUUCUGCUGCCGUGCUGAACUCAUGGGACACGUCAGAGCAGAAAGCAUCCAUCGAUCCAUAACAAUGGAGAAUAUGGAUGAAAAAUGCAAAGGGACAAUGGUGUCAUGGACUCAGGGACAUCAAGGACCAAAUAUAUCCUUGGAUGAUCAUGCACAUCAUCGACAGAGCUAAAAAAAAAAAAUGUCAUGAAGUGUUAAAUGUUUAUUUUUGUAUUAAAGUAUUUUUGGAUGAAUGAAACGAUCUUGUGCACAAAUGUCACAAUUUAACCAUUUUCGAUGGCUUCAAUGGAUAUGUGCAAUACAAUAACAGCUUUAAAGAAAAGUUGGUUUUUAUUUUAUUUAGAAAAGAUGUU
This is a messenger RNA of Sinocyclocheilus grahami, 1959 nucleotides long. RefSeq names its product major facilitator superfamily domain containing 4Aa (gene slc60a1a). The record is from RefSeq and is a predicted model, not a curated record. Gene Ontology annotation, molecular function: D-glucose transmembrane transporter activity. The coding region runs from base 85 to 1668 and encodes 527 amino acids. NCBI's taxonomy places the organism in Eukaryota, Metazoa, Chordata, Actinopteri, Cypriniformes, Cyprinidae. The transcript has 10 exons.